Molecule: messenger RNA, 2044 nt
Organism: Sphaerodactylus townsendi
Lineage: Eukaryota; Metazoa; Chordata; Lepidosauria; Squamata; Sphaerodactylidae
Gene: HACD4
Product: 3-hydroxyacyl-CoA dehydratase 4
Exons: 8
Coding region: 222-884 (220 amino acids)
Biological process (GO): very long-chain fatty acid biosynthetic process; sphingolipid biosynthetic process; fatty acid elongation
Cellular component (GO): endoplasmic reticulum membrane
Molecular function (GO): 3-hydroxyacyl-CoA dehydratase activity
Source: RefSeq, a predicted model, not a curated record
AAUACUGCAGUACAGCUUGGAACCUAGAAACUGUUGUUGCUUCAGCGGCUGGAGGAAAAGGCUGUUUUCUGUGACGUGGUAGAGAGGAAGGAAAAGAGGAGGGGGAACCUCCCAGCUCUCAGCCAGGCUCUUGCAGGAGUGAGGAAGAAACACAGGCAUAACCUGAAGGCUCCAAUCCCCUUCUGCAGAUAAAGCAGGAAUCUCUGAGCAAAGCUGUUGCAAUGGACAUGUACUACAUUUUCAGCUAUUACUUGAUCCAGUUCUGUGGACAUUCCUGGAUGUUUACCAAUAUGAUCAUCAGGUUCUUGUCUUUUGGAGAAGAUUCUGUGGCCGAUACUUUCUACUCUAUUGGACUCGUCAUGCGUAUUUGCCAGUCAUUGUCUAUACUGGAGCUCUUGCAUAUUUUUCUUGGCAUUGAAAAAGAUCGGUUUUAUCCAAGGCUUUUACAGAUUACAGAAAGAAUCAUUAUCCUAUUUGUUGUAAUUGCCAGUCAAGAAGAAGUUCAAGGAAAAUCUGUGGUGUGCCUUUUAUUUUUCCUCUGGAGCUUCCUUGAUGUGAUCAGAUAUACUUACUGCAUGUUAGCGGUGAUAGGAAUACAUUUCCAAGGGCUGGCAUGGCUCAAUUAUGUGCUGUGGAUUCUUUUAUAUCCGUUAUCAGUGUUGGCUGAAGCAUUUGCCAUAUAUGAAUCACUGCCUCACUUUGAAACUUCUGGCACUUACUCCAUCAAACUGCCCUUGCCAUUUGCUGUGCCCAUCUACUUUCCUUAUAUACUAAAAAUGUACAUGGUAACAUUGUUUGGAGGUAUGUGCUUCAUUGUCCGACACCUUGAUACAGAAUGGAGCGCUCAUCUAAGAUGCUACAAUGACAAAGCAAAAAUUAGCUAACAUACUUUGUUAUCAGGCAAUGAGGAAAAUGGCUUCAGACAACCUGCUGGUAAACACACUUGGAAAGAAACAUUGCUCUGUGUUUCAGACAAUAGAGACAAUUAAUUACAACCAACUUAAAGAAGCAAAGAAUGCCACACACUCACUGGAGCAGUCACUUUGAAUCAUGGCUUCCUGCACGUGCACACAACAGAAAUGAACUUGGAACAGAGCUUAACAGGUUUUUAGUUUUAAUCGCUGUUAGAAAAUGUAAAUGCAAGUACCUAGAUCCCAGAGGCUCUUUUUUGGCCAAGGAGUCCUUAUAGCAACACCCAUUCACUUCAAAGGAGUACAUAAUCUGCUGUCUCUAUCAAAUCCAAUGGGGAAAUGCCACGUGUAUGGGAUCUCAGUUCUUACAUGAAGGCUCCUUCUUUGAGUGCACAUUUCUCUUAUACCCACUCAAGAAAGUUUUAAAAGCUGCCCUCUGAAAUGUUCUCUGUGGCUAGUUCUACCAUGAAGUGAACUAAAAAACUUCAGGACUGGAAGAUCCUAUUGGAACUUACUGGCAACUUAUUGGCAACAAAUAGAAUUAAAAAGCUGAAGAAAAAGUGGGGUCUAGUGGUCAGAGUGAAUUUAGUUCAGAUCCUGACUUUGACAUGGAAGUUUACUGACCUUGGACUAGCUGCAUAUUCUUAGCCUUGUCUAACUCACAUGGUUGUUGUAAGGAAAAAUAGAGAGGGGGCAGGGGGAUAAAUGAAGUAAAUAGAUAAACUAGCCCAGAAAACUAGUGUGAGAUGUGCAGCAAAGACAAGGAAAAGAUGAAUGGAAAGCGCAAAGUUCACACAUCUGCGUGAAAAAAAACACCCUCACAGACAUCUAAAACUUGCCAAGUUUCUUGAUAGAUAAAAUCUGCAUCAUAUAUAUUGUUGUAGUAUUUAGGUCCUACUUUACAGAUGGCAACAUAGAUCAAUAAAUGGCCUAGAAAUGGAGAGCAACAUAUCAUAAAGCAUCACAGAAAAGAUGUGGAAAAGCUGAAUUACUAGGAAUGUUAUUACCUUACAAGUGCAGCUACUGAGUAACAGGGCCUGCUGUAGUGGAACGGAGAAGAGGUGAUUUAUAGAACACAUUUAAAAUUACAAUAUGUUUGUGUGAUCAUAAAAAUAAAAAGUUAUAUAUACACA